AUGAAAAUUAGAUCUUCUUUAAAAUAUUUUUGUUUAAAUUGUAAAAAAAAAUCUUAUAAAAAAAAACAAAUUAUAAAAUGUAGUAAUUUAAAACAUAAUCAACGUCAGAAAUAA
Toxoplasma gondii ME49 is the source of this 114-nucleotide messenger RNA. Lineage: Eukaryota; Apicomplexa; Conoidasida; Eucoccidiorida; Sarcocystidae. The record is from the annotation of a RefSeq genome assembly.